Gilbertella persicaria is the source of this 1149-nucleotide messenger RNA. RefSeq lists its product as uncharacterized. The record is from RefSeq and is a predicted model, not a curated record. Gene Ontology annotation, biological process: phospholipid transport; mitochondrion organization. The transcript is spliced from 3 exons. Gene Ontology annotation, cellular component: endoplasmic reticulum; ERMES complex. NCBI's taxonomy places the organism in Eukaryota, Fungi, Mucoromycota, Mucoromycetes, Mucorales, Choanephoraceae. Bases 278 to 1114 code for a protein of 278 amino acids. Gene Ontology annotation, molecular function: lipid binding.
GUAACCGUUUCGUUGCUAGUAUAAGAAAAAAAAAAGAAGAGAAAAAAAAAAAGAAAUUCUCUUUCUUUCUCUUAUAUAUAUGAAUGGAGAGCACAACUGAAUUAACACCUCAUCUCGUUGAAUUCUUGACAGACAUCACUUGUUCAAAAAAGAGUACACUUUCAUUUAUAGGUGGUUUUAUUCUUGGACAGUUGAGUGUGGUUGUGAUUGUGAUUCUUGUUUUACGGUACUUAUUUACAGAAGAUGUGAAGCGCGUUAAAAAGGUAAUCCAUCAAGCAUGCUUUUGUUACUCAUAUUUCUACAGAGAUACAUUCCUUCUCGAUUAUCCAGCACACCUCCUUCUCGACUCAAUACACCUAUGCCAUUACCCAAAGAUCAUAUCACAUCCAAAACUUACUAUGAUUUAUUCCAUCAUCCCCCCGAAAGCACAGACUGGCUCAAUGUCUUAUUAGCCCAGGCUAUUUUACAGUAUAGAGAGGAUGCCAAACUCAAUGACCGACUUGUGUUGGCUGUGGAUGAGAUAUUGAAUGGAGGCGUCAAGCCUAAUUUCUUGGGUGACAUCCAUGUCACUGAAUUGAAUCUGGGUGAAGAGUUUCCCAUCUUCAGUAAUGCAAGGAUCCGAAGAUCCGAUGAAGCAGAUUCCAUGAGAGCAGAGAUUGAUUUCAAAUAUAAUGACCAAGCGACAUUGGGUAUAGAGACACAAUUGAUCUUGAAUUGGCCUGUUCAAGCAUUUGCUGCUUUACCCAUUUCGCUUGUCCUGUCUGUUGUUCGUUUUUCAGGCACACUCACAAUUGAAUUGAUCAGUCCUCCAGCAACCACAACUCAACCUGAAAUCCCAUUAGAGAGAUAUAUUGCCAUUUCUUCUUAUUCAGACUUUGUAUUAGACCUUAAAGUACAAUCCUUGAUUGGAUCCAAGACAAAAUUAGAAGAUAUACCUAAAUUACGAGACUUGAUUCAAACCAAGCUCAGAAAUGUGUAUAUAGAUAAAUUAGUGUAUCCUACUUUUGUUAAGAUCAAAGUGCCUAAUAUGUGGAAAGAAACACCAGAACAUCCAUUACAACCCACAGCAGCUGAAAAAAUUGAAGAGUUUGUUGAAGAAGUCAAAAAAAUAUAAAAAUAAAAAAAAAGUGUGUAACAGUCCCAUUCCCU